GCUGACUCACGCCCGGCUCGUCCCAUAAAAGCCUCGCGCCGGCUGCUGCCUGGCAGACUCGUUUUUUCUUUCCUCCCCUGGUCGCUUUUCGCGUGGAUCUUAUUCUCUCCCGGGACAGAAGGUAGAGCGAAGCCACUUGGCAAGGAUGGGAAAGCUGCGGGGCUCCGUGAUGCCCGUGGAUCUGCUUGGCAACGCCGGAUUGCUCUGCCAGGCGUGCGGUUUCCUCCUCUGCAACCCGCAGCAAGCCGAGUGUGGGCACCGCUACUGCAGGGGAUGCGUGAAGAGGCUGUUCAGGGACACUGACAGGGUGGCCUGCCGGACUUGUAAGAAGGGACUGAGCCCCAAACAGUUCCACACUGACAAAGCAGCAGAGAACGACGCUCUAGCCACACAAGUCGCCUGCCCAAACUUUGACUGCGCUUGGACGGGGACCCUGAAAUCGUAUCAGGAGCACGCUUGCCCCCCUGUGGCCCAGCCCGGAACUCCAAAGAAGGCUCCCUUGGCCCUUGGAGACCAAAACAUUGAGGAGAGAGAACCCUGCUGGAGUGUCAAUAGCACAGUCAUGGGUGGCCCUUCCAUGAACGUGGAAGCUGUCCAGAUGCGGGUGGAGGCGUUGGCGCUGACGGUGGUGUCUCUGCACCGACAGCUGAACAGCCAGACGGCUGCGGUGAAGUCCCUCCAGCGCUGCUGCUCCCACUACGAGAAGCUCUUGAGGGCCUCUCAGGAAGUGUGCGCCAUGCCGAAAACGUCUGGAGAACCAGCGUCGCCGGAGCUGGCCACCACCGACGGCACCUUGGUGUGGAAGGUGGAGAACUUCUCCAAACUCCAGAAGGAUGCCAAAGCUGGGAAGAAGCGUUCCGUUUACUCCCCGGCCUUUGCCACUCAUCCGUUCGGGUACCAUCUCUGCGUCCGGCUCUACCCUGACGGAGAUGGCAUUGGCCAGGGGGGCCACGUCUCACUUUUCGUCGCCUUGGCCAAGGGGCCCUAUGACGACGUCCUGCCCUGGCCUUUCCGGCAGAAGGUCACCUUCUCUCUCUUGGACCCCACACGGAGGAAGUCUCCCGUGAUGGAUACCUUCCUCCCGGAUCCCCACAGCGUCUCCUUCCACCAGCCGCGGCAGAGGCUCAACGUGGCCAGCGGGAGUCCCCUCUUUGUCAGCCAUCUUGAGAUUCCUGAUUACCUCAAAGACGACACGCUCUACCUCAAAGUAGUGGUGGAUAAUGCAGGGAUGGAAAUCUGAGGACGGGAGACACGGGGGCAACAGAACAGGGUUAUUCUCUGUUCCCUCAGUCACACUUUUGUGAUUUUUCCCUAAACGCCUUUUAACUGUUUUUGAAGCUCUUCACCUGUUGUCAUCAAAUCCCUACCCCUUUCUCUACACCACCAAUUGUGUCCGCUACAAUUCCCAUUCUGAAAUGGGCAGUGAACUACCUCUCUAGGAAACCUAAAUCUUCACAUAAUAGUGCUGUGGAUCGUGCAAUAUCCAUCCCUCACCCAAACUCAGGUGGAACUUUUUAGUCUUUGUGAUUCCCCCCCACCCUACUUCUGAAGAGUUGCUGAUAAAUGUAUGGAAAAUGGUGGAGUGUCUGGAUCGGCCUUUCAGAGGUCUUGAGCGUGAUAUACUGUAACACGAACGCUGGCCACUGGAUACCAUCGAUUGCGUAAUUUAUUCAAGUUGCAGAAUUGGAGUUUUCAUACCUGGCUGCUUCGGAUCUUUUAAAAAUGCAAUUCACUGGAAAAGACGCAGAAUGCCUGAAGGUUUUCUUCCGAUGCCUCAUUGCAUCUGUAGUUUUUGAGUGAUUGGGGAGCUGCAAAUUUAGAAUUUGUUACUGCUGUGGAGUUUGCCAUGUGUGUUUGUGUUUUCCUGCUGCAGCUCAGCAGGUUACAGUUGAAAGUGAUGUUUUGAAAUAUUAUAUAUUUGUAUUUAUUGUUAAUCAGUUCUACUGCACUUUUUAAAGACAAGGGGGAUUUGCAAUAAUAAUUAAGGAUUGUAUCCUCGAACAUGACAGUUUUUUUCUACCUCGCUUCCUUAUUUAUUGAUGAGAAUGUUGGUAUUUAUUAUGGAAAUUGAAAUAUUAAAACAUUAUUUAUUCAAUGGAUGGCUGCUUGUGCUGGUUUGCUGAGCGGGUGGGGGAAAAUAUGCCUAGUGAAGUAAUAAGAGUAAAUAAUAAUAAUUUUCCCAACCUUCACUUACGGUCACAGGGUGGGACACAACAACAUUAAAAACAGUUUUAAAACAACUUACAAACCCAGAAAUUAGGUGGGUCCUGAAAGUAUAUAUCUCAAGUGUCAAGAGGUACGUACUCAGCAUUUAGGGACGCACGUGGCGCUGUGGUAUAAACCACGGAGCCUAGGGCUUGCCGAUCAGGUCGGCAGUUCGAAUCCCCACAAUGGGGUGAGCUCCUGUUGCUUGGUCCCUGCUCCUGCCAACCUAGCAGUUCGAAAGCACAUCAAACUGCAAGUAGAUAAAUAGGUACCACUCUGACGGGAAGGUAAACGGUGUUUCUGUGCGCUGCUCUGGUUUCACCAGAAGGGGCUUAGUCAUGCUGACCACAUGACCCGGAAGCUGUAUUCCGGCUCCCUCGGCCAAUAAAGCGAGAUGAGCACCGUAACCCCAGAGUCGUCCGUGACUGGGCCUAACGGUCAGGGGUUCCUUUACCUUUACCUCAGCAUUUGCCCAAAGCUGUAUUGAAUAAUGAAGAUACCAGAUACACCUCUCUCUCCAUAGCAGGGCAGUGAGGCAAACGCUGAGGAGACAGCAAUGCUCUCUGAAACCCAUUAAUCUUCCACCUGCAACUAUGGCAACUCCACAAUGUCCUGGACCGAAGAGGCCCCUAGAGGCCACUGCUUGUAUCCAAGGCCAGACAUAUGCAAUGUUGGUGGUGUUGGGGAUCCGUCUGCCUCGAGAGACAAUGGAGUGUGCCUCCGGGGGUGAAGUCAAACCGCUGUGUCGCCAGGACUGAAGUGACCUCCCUGGGGCGCAAACCUGGGCAGUGUGUUAGGAGGUCCUGGGCUACCCAGCCGACAAGACCCCCUUCUCAGCCUCACUGUCAUGCACUGGCUGGAUGCAGGGGGGGGGGCAGGAGGCACCAGCUGGGAAAUGCCCCGAGAAAGAAGGCUCGGACCCAGGUGACUGGUGGUGGGAUGACAAUGCAUGGUCAGAGGGAGAAGAGGGAGCAGAACAGAAGGAGGAGG
Messenger RNA from Zootoca vivipara (common lizard), 3195 nucleotides. Its product is annotated as TNF receptor-associated factor 2-like. Gene Ontology annotation, cellular component: plasma membrane signaling receptor complex; cytoplasmic side of plasma membrane. The record is from RefSeq and is a predicted model, not a curated record. Gene Ontology annotation, molecular function: tumor necrosis factor receptor binding; zinc ion binding. Gene Ontology annotation, biological process: regulation of canonical NF-kappaB signal transduction; signal transduction; regulation of apoptotic process. NCBI's taxonomy places the organism in Eukaryota, Metazoa, Chordata, Lepidosauria, Squamata, Lacertidae.